This is a messenger RNA of Nothoprocta perdicaria, 475 nucleotides long. RefSeq names its product testis expressed 12 (gene TEX12). The record is from RefSeq and is a predicted model, not a curated record. Lineage: Eukaryota; Metazoa; Chordata; Aves; Tinamiformes; Tinamidae. The transcript has 5 exons. Bases 41 to 409 code for a protein of 122 amino acids.
AGAAACAAAGCAAGCCCGCAAACCCGCUGCACAGGUAACAAUGACAAGCAACACACAAAAACCCGAUGAGAGCAGGAGCAAACGUAAAAAAGAGGCCGAGAGUGAAGUAUCAGAGAAUCUACAGUUGCCCUCCCUUGAAACAUCAGAUCUGGAAUUUCCUGAGAGCUCGCAGUCCCUUUACAAAGCUGAACCUCUGGAAAAGGUUUUAAAUGAGAUGAACAAAGAAAUUAAGAACUUGCUAUCAAAAUAUGCCCACAUUUUAAGUGAGCGAGCAGCGGUGGAUGCCUCGUAUGUCCAGGAGCUUGAUGAAAUCUUGAGAGAAGCGAAAAGCAUAGAAAACCACUUGCUACAGAAAAGGGAGAGUUUGAAGCAGAGAUUCACAGUGAUCUCAAAUACUCUGCAAAGCUAAAUGGAGUUUGUUAGAUGGAAAUCUGUUGUACAUAUAAAGCUGUACAGCAAAACUGUUGUACAUAUA